This is a messenger RNA of Carassius carassius (crucian carp), 2153 nucleotides long. Its product is annotated as follistatin-A-like. The coding region runs from base 91 to 1074 and encodes 327 amino acids. Gene Ontology annotation, biological process: regulation of BMP signaling pathway; multicellular organism development; cell differentiation. NCBI's taxonomy places the organism in Eukaryota, Metazoa, Chordata, Actinopteri, Cypriniformes, Cyprinidae. The transcript has 6 exons. The record is from RefSeq and is a predicted model, not a curated record. Gene Ontology annotation, molecular function: protein binding; activin binding.
GGCACUCUGAGAGCAGCGUUCAUUCAGCACUGCCUGAGUAAGAAGAUUACUUUUGCACUGCUCGUCUAGAUACUCUUUCUCUCUUUACACAUGCAAAGGAUGCUAAAGCGACAGCUGCUCCACUCGAGAAUGAUUUUAUUACUCUUAUGGCUCUGUUAUUUGAUUGAAGAUCAAAAAGUGCAAGCUGGUAACUGCUGGCUCCAACAAGGCAAGAAUGGGAGAUGUCAGGUCCUCUACAUGCCUGGGAUGAGUCGAGAGGAAUGCUGCCGGAGUGGGAGGCUCGGCACAUCUUGGACUGAGGAAGAUGUGCCAAACAGCACAUUAUUCAGGUGGAUGAUCUUCAAUGGUGGGGCUCCAAACUGCAUACCUUGUAAAGAGACAUGUGAUAAUGUGGACUGUGGCCCUGGGAAGAAAUGUAAAAUGAACAGGAGGAGUAAGCCUCGCUGCGUCUGCGCCCCAGACUGCUCUAACAUCACCUGGAAGGGGUCGGUGUGCGGCUCAGAUGGGAAAACAUACAGAGAUGAAUGUGCCCUUUUGAAAUCCAAAUGCAAAGGGCACCCGGAUCUGGAGGUGCAGUAUCAAGGCAAAUGCAAAAAGACGUGCCAUGAUGUCAUGUGUCCGGGAAGUUCGACUUGCGUGGUGGACCAGACAAACAAUGCAUACUGUGUGACGUGCAACCGCAUAUGUCCAGAGGUCACGUCUCCGGAUCACUAUCUUUGUGGCAAUGAUGGGAUUGUUUACGCCAGUGCGUGCCAUUUAAGGAGAGCCACGUGCUUGCUUGGUAGAUCCAUUGGUGUGGCAUAUGAAGGCAAAUGCAUCAAGGCCAAGUCAUGCAAUGAUAUCCAUUGCAGCGUGGGGAAGAAGUGUCUAUGGGAUUCUAAGAUGGGUCGUGGGCGCUGUGCAGUUUGCAUGGAGUCGUGCCCAGAAAGUCGCUCGGAGGAGGCCGUGUGCGCCAGCGACAACACCACAUAUCCCAGCGAGUGCGCCAUGAAGCAGGCCGCUUGCUCUUUGGGGGUUCUCCUGGAGGUUAAGCAUUCAGGAUCUUGCAACUCUACCGUGUAUUCUCCCAUAUAGCCAUUACUGAAGACCAGGAGGAUGAUGACGAUGAGGAAGACCAGGACUACAUGGCUUAUAUCCAAUUAUCACCUGUACUGGAUGGAUAAAGCACCAUCAACCAGUGGAACAGUCCUAGGGCAAGGAAUCAUGUCCACACUGUACAUGUGUAUGCUAAUUUAUUUUUCAGAGAAAAAAGAAAGAAGUAUACAUGUAGUUCAGUCUGCUUGAUGUUUAUUUAUACAGUGUUCUGUUUUAUAAUUUAUACAUUUACAGUGUCUGGCAUACUUGUCUAUCAUGUUAUUUUGUUUUCACUUAUGUUGUCUUUCCCUUCCUUUUUUUUUAUUAUGACCGAGAAAUAUAUUUGUCCAAAGAGAAGCAGUGUUAUUUAUUGUGUGGUAAAAUGCUAACAUGUAAAGUGUGUCUUCUGCAAGCUGUAAAUUGCAUUCCCUGAGCUGUAUAAAUGCUUAUCAAUGUCAAUUCUGUAUCACAGAUGUUUAUUUCACACAUGCAUGCAUGUUAGCUUGUGUGCUUAUUUAUUGGGAAAAAAAAUGGAAACGCAUAGGGGGAAAAAAAUCACUCUUUAAUGUACAUGUAUAUUUCUGGUUUUGUUUACAGUUCAGUGUAACUGACCAAAAGGAUUUUCUUGAACGUUCUUCAAUGUUUUUGCGAUAUGGUGCAGCAGGAUAACAUUGAAAAUGAGCUGUUUCUCAGAUAGGAAACCAAUGAGAAUUUACUUGUGCAAAAUGCCGUCCAUCAUCAACAGCAAGUCAACAGUUUGACUUUUCGACGAUAGGGCAGAAAUUAGCAGUGGGUGAUACUUGUUUGAGAAAACUGUGCCAUGCAAACUUUGUCUCGUUUUUGCCAAUAUUCUGCUCUAUAUUGCUCUUGCAGAGCUAAAGAAAAGGUCAUAAAGAGGACUCAGUAUCAAAACAUUCACUUUUUCACUUUGUUGUCAAAAUGCAUUUUUAUUUUCAGACAUCUCAAGAAAAAACUAAAUUCAAUUAUAAAUAUAUAGUUUUGUAUUUUUUAUGUAAAUGUCAUAUGUAUAUACAAAGUUUGAUGUAUUUGUACAGAUAUUAAGAGUGAAAUCAAAUAAA